Messenger RNA from Mycena citricolor, 3270 nucleotides. The record is from the annotation of a GenBank genome assembly. NCBI's taxonomy places the organism in Eukaryota, Fungi, Basidiomycota, Agaricomycetes, Agaricales, Mycenaceae.
CCGAGACCGACAAACCGUUCGUUGCCUUCGUGAGGUCCGUGAAGGUUUAGCAAGAGGUCGUGCGUAUACAGAAAGUCGUGAGGGUGCUGAGAGCGUUCGGGGAGACGUGUGUAACAAAUGUGAGCUCAAUGUGCAUGCCUAAAUCUGUCCGACUUCCCGUCCCGGGCCGUAUCCACUGGUCAUAACGGGGAACUCAAGCGCGUCCUGUAGCGAGGUGAUCGCAUUGUGCUGGCUCUCCCCUUCCCCCUUUCAAUAAACCUGUCUUACAUGAUUCAAGCAUAUCGACUGCGUCCAAGUCACUUACUCCAGGCCUUUGGACCUGUGCCCUUGACUCUGCUGUUCUUCCUCCUCAUAGGCAUUGUUGUACACGAGCGAAGGGUUGCCAGCUCUGUCGUUCACUUAUGAUGCCACCUGUGGGCUUUGUCUCUACAGCAAAUGUACAGUUGGCAAGGCAGAUUCAGAAGGUGGAUACAUCUCCGAGAGCAAGAUCCGACUCGCGCGUAUUCAUGGUCCUGUGGCCAUCGCUACUGACUCGUAGUCCGACUCUGUCUCCGGCAUACUUCAUUCGGGUUUCGACAUAUGCCUUCGCCUGCCUACUUCAUUUCAAGCUUCCUCUCCGGAGCUCAACGGAAAAUCUGAGCAUUCUUCGGUGUGCGUCGUCCGGAUAAAGGCUGGUGUUGUCUAGAAUUGUGGAGGGGGCGCCUUCGGGUUCGUACCUCCUUCGAUCUCGUGCCACAAAUGUUACAGGCCUCUGGACUGUCGGGAAUCUUUUCUGCCACCGUCUUUCGGGGUCGACUCUCUUGAUGAUACUUCGCAUUGUUCUAGUAGAAUGACAUGUAGAUUAUGUGUGCGCCAAUGAAGCCCAAAGGACAAAGCCAUCGCAUCCGCCUUGGAGAUUUGUGAUCGGUGUUUGCCGACACUAUUUGCUGCGUCAGACAUCAGAGCCACGCCAGUGUGGCCAUAAUCUACUUCGUCUCUACACCCCGUUCCAAAACACACGAGAGUUCUGCGUUAACGUCGAAUCUUGUAGACGCUCAAAAAUACUGCCCAUUUUUAGGGCUGCCAGACGAUGAAUCGUGGUCCAUCGCCGAUAUUCGAUGCACCCGAGUUCCCAACCCUUCGAAGAGUGAAGCCGCUGCCGAAGCGGAGGCGCACGGGCCCAGCAUCCCACACGGACGGUGACGAUCAAGGCGGCCUCCCAUCGUUAAGCACCCUUGGCCUUCCCUUUCCUCUGCCAGGCCCCGAUGCAACCGCCGAAGAACUCAUCGCGCAUGCCGAAUCCCUGUCCGCUCACAUGGCCCUCCAGUCAUACUACAUGCCGGGCUUGCAGGAUAUUUUUAACCGGAGUGAGCUCAGUGGCACAGGAAAUGGGCAUGUGGGCUACUCGGAGGCGGAGGAGGGGGAUGACGGGGAGGAGGAUAUGUCGGAUCACUUGCAACAGCCUGGAAACACAAAGAAGCGGAAAGUACCCGCGAACACGUCGGCGAUGCCAGGUCAUGAUCCAGGAGAUACCCCAUCAGGUGGUGAGGAGGAGGUCUCUGAGCGAGGGAUGCCGCCAAAUAGGUCGGAAGAGCCCCUCCAGACAAUCCCGACGCCCUCGUCACCCUAUGCUGGGUUAGGGAUCCGCAAGGGUCAGCCGCCACGCAUCACGCAAGCGGGGCUGCAACACAAAGAGACACUGAAGAGUCGGAAGCGGCAACUCGCCGCUGUUCUGGGUGCUUUGAGCCACGGAGACACUCUUGCACUCGACCAGGCGCUUUCCAGCAGCUACCAAUUCCCUGGCGCUGGGUUUGAGCCUGCGGAUCUGCGGGUCCGCAUCUCACAUCGUUUCGGACCACGUCUGGCUCGUGCUGCUCGAUUUUCAGAAAAGUUCAGGCAUCCGGACAAAAGUGCGUUCAUGGAGUCUGAAUUCACGUUUGCGUGUCCCAGCACAACGGCGGAACGGCUUGUCUCCACAAAGGAAGAGGUCGCGGCUUUGCGGUCGCGAUUUGAAGCUGAGCUGGCCAGACAAGCCGCCAAGGCUGCGAAGAUGGCUGCUGCCAACAAGCUCAUGUCCAACCUGCCCUCCAGUAAGUCAAGUAAACAGAAACGAGGCAGCAAGACGCAAACCCGAGCUCGACCGACAAAUAUCAAUCAACCAACCUCGACUACGGCCUCCACGACCACUAAUUCGCCGACGACAGAGAACGUUGAUCCCGCAACGAUGAUGGGAAUCAAGACCCGCGGGAAGAAGAAGAAACGGUCUGCGUUGGCUAACGCGUCGAACCCCCAUCAUUUGCGGAAUUAUGUCCCAUCACGGUUGCCUCAAUCGGGAGCGACCAACGGGGCGAGCAGCCAUCCAUACAAUGGGCUCGGGCCGCUUGCCCUGCGAUUCUUGUCUGCUGACAUUCCUCCUCGGCGACGCAGAAAUGGGAAACCGGUUCCCAUGGGCGAUCCGUCUGCGCUCACUAAUCCGGCAGACGAGUGGAUCUGCCCGUUCUGUGAACACGAUCUGUUCUAUGGAGAUGAGCGAGAGAUGAAGCGGGCUGUCAGGAGUCGGAAAAAGAUCUUGAAGAGGCGGAGGAGAGCUAGAGAACGGGCCGCUGCUGCUGCAAGCGGAACCAGCACAGCCAAAGCGCCUCCCGAGAAGACGCAAGAAGAAUACGAGAUGCACCCAGGAUAUGCGCCCGGCGUCGAGGAUAUCGAGAACUUGCCGACGCACACCAAGUGGCGGGGUGAUCCAGGAAAAGAGCUCCAGCGCGCUGGCGAUAUAGGAUCGGGCGCGCCUGGAUGAAACGGCCCAUCGUGUUUGGGUGUUAGAAUCUCAUCCCAUUUAUAAGUCAUUUCAAUGUCUCCAUGCAUACGCAUGUAUCGUAUCUCACACUCGUUUUAUCCAUCCCUGCAUCACGCAUCGGUCGACUUGUUGCGUGAUUACGGAGGAUGCGCGGCAUCUUUCUCAUCGCUGUCCGAUGACGUCAGCGUCCAGAAUCUAACAUACUCAGACUGUAAGCACUCUCUGUCCGAUAAUGUGCAGGAGAAUGGGCUCGGCGGAACCGUAGGAAAGCUACUAUAAGGUAGGGCACUUUAACAUUAGCCUAACUCUUCGCUCCGCCGUGGGACAACACCAGUUCUGAGAAGGAAUCGUCUGAUCCUUCUUUUUCCAUGAGUGUUUCGCUUCAUCCCUUCUCUAACGAACGCUCUUCGUAUAUAUGUAUGUGUACGUAUGUACUAUGUAAGAGUCGCAGUGUGCUUCGCCUGUUGAGUUGAAAGCAUAACAUUUUCCACUGCGUA